This is a messenger RNA of Aspergillus novofumigatus IBT 16806, 3294 nucleotides long. RefSeq names its product UNC45-central domain-containing protein. The transcript has 2 exons. Bases 392 to 2908 code for a protein of 838 amino acids. The record is from RefSeq and is a predicted model, not a curated record. Lineage: Eukaryota; Fungi; Ascomycota; Eurotiomycetes; Eurotiales; Aspergillaceae.
ACUUAGCCUACUUCCUUACAGCACUUGCAUAACCUUCAUCCAACUGCAUCAUUGACCUGAUUGCUGUCUAUUCUUGUUCAGAGCCUGCCUGCUUACUUGGACAGCCAUAGCUCCCUUUAUAAUCUCCAUGAUUGCAUGUGUUCUUUGUUCUUCGACCGUCACUUCGGAGGCCGUGGGUUGAAGUACCGCCAACACUACCUUGCUGCUACUCACUUUGACGACUUCUGCUAUCAUUAGAGCUUGCUUAAAUCUCUAGCUCUUUCUAAGCAGAGAUAACCUUCUGGUUUCUGCUCUGCUGAAUCUUCUUACCUGUCUUCACACCUGGUCUACAAUCUCUUUCUUCCGUCCGCGACCCUCCCUCCUUCUUCCUGCCCCUCUUAUCAAGCCUGAAAUGGUUCACUCGACCGGCGAAGAGCGCGCUGUACAUCUGACACGGGAGGCUGUUGAGCUGGCAGACGCUGGCCACCGCGAGGCUGCCUCGCGAAAUCUCCGGGAAGCUCUUUCCUUAGCACCAGAAAAUCCAACUGUCAAAGCUGCCAUUAUCAAGAUUCAACAAGAGGAGAAUAAUGGUCACUAUCUGCUAGACCUGUGCCGGCGAUAUGCCUCUGGAAAGGACGAGAGUGCGGGAAAGGAUGCAGCUCUCUAUCUCCGCACCGAUGGUCUCAAACCGUCAGAGGAGGUGGCGCUGGAAUGCGUCAAACUCUUACUAGCACGGGAACCUUCUAGCCUAUCUUCUUUCCAAGAUGAUAUUAUCUCGGGAUUGGUGCACCAGAACGCCAGCGUACGACAAUACUUUUCGGACCGGCUUCAAGUAUCUGUCACGACUUUCUUUGACGAGAUCUAUGAUCGGGGCGAUGGGGUGGCAGUCUGUCUGGAUACUGUGGUCUUGGAUCAUGCCGUGUGGCCAUCAGAGGAUACGCGCCUGCACUGUGAAAGCGAACUCUUCCAGCUCUUCAUCGCUAAGCUCAUGGAAUCGGGACAUGACUUGGAUGGUCGGUCCCUGAAAGGUAUUGCACGCCUACUCGCGGUCGAUGCGGUCAAGCUGCAACAUCUGGUUGAUGACGAAGGACUUGACGUGAUCCUUGCCUCCCUUGACAUCAGACUUCCUCUCGAGGUGAGGAGCCAGGCAACUCUCGCGACAGUCAAAUACCUCGAAACUUCGAAGGAAACAGGGCAGGACCGUUUCUCGCGGCUUCUUUCCACGAAAGUGACGAAUGCACGCAAUGACGAUCAUAUAGUCGCAUUUUCCGCCCUCUCUGCCGUUUUCCCUGUUGUGCCAGAUAUUGCUGCUUCCCUGUUCCUCUCUGAAAGUUUCAUUAGUUCUCUCACGCCAUUUACGUCGAGGAAUAUGAAGAGCCGGAAUGUGGAAACGGCUAUUCUGGAGCUGCUGAAUGCAGCCUGCAUAAACCAGGCCUGUCGAGAUGCCCUUUCUAAGCACCUCUCUGACUGGCUCUCUCACCUUUUGACGAAUGGCAACGAUCAGAGCUCAGAGUUGGCAGCGGUGAUAUUGGCGAAGGUUCGGGCUUCUGAGAAAGAGAACCCCGCCACGUCCAAUGGUAAAGAUUAUGAGGAGGACGGCCAGACAGCGGAGCUGGUCAAACGCUUCAAGGAACAGAUCUCGAAGCAUAAGGACGAGAGUGUUUCGAACGCAAUCGAGGGUUUGGCCUAUUCUUCUGUCAAGCCAGUUGUAAAGGAGCAGCUUACGAAGGAUUCUGCUUUCUUGAAAGAUUUGAUAAAGGUGCUGAAAGGCAGUAUCGCGGACGCAUCGGUGCUGUAUGGUGGCCUGAUGAUCAUUCUGAAUCUCACACAGUUUCUACCCUCGAUGACCGAAGAACAGAAGAAGAUGUCUCAACUCAGAGCGUACGCAGACGCUUCGGGCGCGACAGCACGAGCUGGGCCUCAUCCGCUGGACGACGACGAGCACGUCAUCGCUCGUUGCAACGCGUUAGUUCAGGCCGGGGUCAUGCCUCUUUUCGUCGAAUGCAGCAAGAGCAGUCUGCCUUCCGCGCAGGGGCUCGUGAGCAAAAUCCUGCUCUCUUUGUCCCGAGACCGCAAAUCUAGAGGAACUCUUGCGCAACAAGGCGCGGUUAAGCUACUUCUCAGCCUGGGGUCUGCUAGACAAGGCACGUCGGGCUCGAUUUCUGACGAGGCGAUGCAGAGCGCCUCACAUGCACUCGCCCGUAUACUUAUCUCUGUCAACCCGUCCCUCGUUUUCCCAUCCUCCGGAAUUCCUCAGGUCACCUCAGCCGUUCGACCUCUCACCAGUCUGUUGACGACGCCUGAAGUAGGCAACUUGAGUGCGGAACAGCCGCGCGAUCUGCUACCUGUGUUUGAGGGUCUUCUCGCUCUAACGAAUCUUGCAUCGUACCCGGAUCCGUCCGCAGCGGAGGCCAUAGUUCGCCAUGCAUGGACAGUUGUCGAAGACCUCCUACUCUCCAGCAGCCCUAUGAUUCAACGAGCAUCAUGUGAACUGGUUUGCAAUCUGAUGACGUGCGAGUCUGGCGUAGCGAAAUUUGCUGAUGGCUCCAAGCGGGCUGCUCAGCGGCUCCACAUUCUGCUGGCGCUCACUGACACCGAUGACAUGGAGACACGCAGAGCUGCCGGUGGCGCACUGGCUAUGCUUACCGAGCUCGAUGCUGCUAUUGCGGGCAUCCUCGAUCGGCCGCGUGGCGUGGAGCUACUUCUGGGUCUUUGUAAAGAAGACGACGAAGGGCUUGUGCAUCGGGGUGUUACGUGUAUUCGGAAUCUGACCUGCAUGGCAACUGGCGACAUCUCGAGGCGCGCGAAAGAAAUGGUGGAGAAGUGUGGAGGGGUCGAUAUCCUGACCGGUGUGCUCAAGAAGUCGUCGAACCCGGCGAUACUCCAGACUGGAGUAGAAGCUUUGAAACCUCUAGUCAAGAGCAAAUAGGCUCCUCACAGUCUUUGAAGGAAAUGGCUUUUUUCUCGGCAACACGUUGAAGUUCAAUGGAGUUACUGGGUAUAAGGAGGGGCCAUCUGUAUGGCGAGGUUUUAAUGGGUUGUGUCUGCCGAGGCUUGCUUCCGGCAUAUUCUGAGCUACUCGUGUGAUUCCCUACCUCGUUGUCUUCUCGUCCUGCUGAGCUGUUUGUGCUCCUGUUCUUCAAUAGCGACUACUUCUGAUCUUCUUUUAUCUUUCAGCAGAGGAUGUUAUUGUUGUGUACUUAGCGUUAGGGAGGGCUCGGCGUUUUACUUUAGGGUUUAUUUUUUUCUCUACAGGUUGUCUCGCAGAAUCUCCAUAGACACGAUUUACAAUGCGAAUUCACAUUUUAACUGAAC